Aphanomyces invadans is the source of this 1551-nucleotide messenger RNA. RefSeq lists its product as hypothetical. The transcript has 7 exons. The record is from RefSeq and is a predicted model, not a curated record. Lineage: Eukaryota; Oomycota; Saprolegniomycetes; Saprolegniales; Verrucalvaceae. The coding region runs from base 377 to 1438 and encodes 353 amino acids.
GGAUGAUGGAACCUGGAACCAAGUACGCGUUGCGCCAUGCAACAGACCCGAGCGGGUUGAAGUGGGCUGCGACAAUCAAGCUCACGCCAGAAGUCCUAGAGAAGCUCCAAGCGGGGUCGGUGUCAAUUCGCUUUGCCGCUGAAAAGACCGACACGAGCGUGCUGCAGGUGAACGGAGAAACGUUCGAGCUGCUGUCAUUCCAGGAAGAUCGUACAGUUAGCCACUUGUGCACAUUGCGACAGGAGCAAUGUAAUGGUGGCAGAGGGUAUGCAUUCCACGAGGUUUGUGCUUUUCAUCAUUGCAUUCCUUUGUUUCUGUGGUCCCUUGUUCGUGCAUGUAGACUGGUCGCAUUGCCAAGAAGCUUCUAGUUCAGCGCAUGCUCGAUGGAAUUGAAAAGGAUCGGAUCAAAGAUCGACAUGCCAAGAGCGUCGAGGACUCCAAGGCUCGCAGCUCCAUCGUGCUCGAAAACAAACCAACGAUCGGCAAGGGCAAAACGCGCACUAUGCGCCAAACCGUACUUCUAAAUCCAUCCCUAUCUCUCAAAGCUACAUCUACCCCAUCUACCUCGAUGCGGAAGCGGCGCCUUCCUUCGGCACUAACACCCGAGUCCUUGGAGUCCAUGAUGCAGGCUAUUGACAAAGACGAGUUGCGACAUAUUCCACUCCCUCCUGCACCUAUUUUCCCUUCCGAAAGCGCAUCCUCCACUUCCGUGGACGCGGCAACGGCUUCUUGUGAUGGCGCUCCAGGUGGCACGACAAAGAAGAAAUCAACGAAGAAAUCGAUAAUCGGUUCAACAGCCCCGACACAAAAAAAGCCAACGAAAAAGGAACUCAAGGCUGCUGCCGAAGCUGCGGCGAAACAUCUCCAGACCACUGUCGAGGAAGACGAGCCCGCGGUCCAUGCUGACAGCGACCGUGACGACCGCAACCUCGAAGAGGAGUCGGCGCUACCAUCACCACAAGAAUUCGAUGUGAUCAAGAAACGCUCGUCCACGAACAGCCCGCCGCUGAUCCGCGCAAAACGCCGUGUCUUGUCGUCCGCUCUAAAUUCGCUGUCGACGUUUACGCCCGACGUGGAAGCGGUGUUCAAGCGCCACAUUGCAGUGCCACGCACCUUGCAGCCCAUUACCUCGGCGGAAGACUUGGUGGGCCGUCAGAAGCAGCACAAAGACCUCUUAGCAGAGUGGACACUGCUGGAUAAGGCGUAUGCUGUGGAGAACGUGUUGCGCCACGGCGAGGCCAUCACUGGCACGUAUGGUCUCCAAGCGGCGACCAACACUACAGCUGCUCGUCGUCGCGUUGAGGGAAUGUCAUUGCUUCGAAAACUGCUGGCGCAGCUGCAUGAACAACUAGAGCAGCUCCAUGCUGCCAUCACAGUAUACACAGAGGAUGUGGACAAGGCCACGGCCACCACGAGUAAUUGCCACCAGGGUUCGUAGGUCCGACACGACCUCUCUGCAUGGACUUCCACCUCCAGAAAAGCUUCAACUCUGUAUGGUUUGAUCGGCACCGCAUAAUAUAUGAAUGAGAGGAAGGAGUACACGUCUCCCAU